AUGGCCAGUCCACGUACUCGGCGUGUGCUCAGCGACCUCAAACCCAAAGACGAAAACAAUUACUGCUUUGAGUGCAAUGCUCUCAACCCGCAAUGGGCCUCAGUCUCCUACGGCAUUUGGAUUUGUCUCGACUGCUCGGGCAAGCACAGAGGUCUUGGCGUUCAUCUGAGCUUCGUUCGGUCGGUUACGAUGGACAAGUGGAAGGACGUCGAGCUGCAGAAGAUGAAGCUCGGCGGAAAUCGUAAAGCAAGAGAAUUUCUAGAAUCUCAAAGCGACUGGAAUCCCAACUACUCACUCUCUGACAAGUACAACACUCGCGCAGCUGCAUUAUACCGCGACAAACUAUCUUCCGAAGCUCGAGGCGAAGUGUGGUCCGAGCAAACUUCAUCGGCUUCCAAGUACGUUCCGAAGAAGAUCAUCGCCAGCUCAUUAAGCUCAAAUACCUCAUCAAGUGGGAACAACUCGAGCAAAGUUGAUUUUGACAGCAACGAAUGGGAAUCCAACAGCUAUCAAAGUGGAAACGCCAACAACUACUCCGGGUUCGGCUACAACGCUAGAGAGCCCCCAACGGAGAACAACCCCUGGUCUUCGUUUUCAUCCACCUUCACCAACAUUACUUCCAAUGCUACUCGUAUUCUCUCUCAAGCUGGAUCAGUGGCUGGCCAAAAAGUGAGCGAAAUUAGUAGUAAUGUUAAUGAGAAACUCAAGGAUGGAAACACCAUGAAUGAAAUUCAAACUCAGGUGACCGGCAUCGGCUCAAAGGUGGCCGACUUUAGUCGGAAAGGCUGGCAGGACAUUUCGACGUUUUUCAACAAGAAGGUCUCCUCGUACAACGAUCCAAACGAGUCCUCGAUGCCCUCUUCGCAGAGCUACGCCAACUUUGGCAACAGUAGCUACCAAAAUGAAGACAUGCCUCGAUCGAAUACCUCGGCAUCACUUUCCAACGGGCGAGGAGGCAACUCCACCAAACAGUACAACUCUUCGGGCAACACCAAAGACUGGGAAAACUGGUGA
Rhagoletis zephyria (snowberry fruit fly) is the source of this 1014-nucleotide messenger RNA. Lineage: Eukaryota; Metazoa; Arthropoda; Insecta; Diptera; Tephritidae. The record is from RefSeq and is a predicted model, not a curated record.